Lachancea fermentati is the source of this 4380-nucleotide messenger RNA. NCBI's taxonomy places the organism in Eukaryota, Fungi, Ascomycota, Saccharomycetes, Saccharomycetales, Saccharomycetaceae. The record is from the annotation of a GenBank genome assembly.
AUGAAAGAAGUUGUGGUGGAUAUAGCUCCAAAAAGGAUCAAAGGCAUAGAUUUUAGUGCUCUCUCUGCAAGUGACAUUGUUGCGCAGUCAGAAGUGGAGAUCUCUACGCGAGACCUUUUCGAUCUGGAAAAUGGGCGAGCUGCUAAGGCAGGCGGUGCUUUAGAUACCCGAAUGGGUGUUUCGUCUUCGCACGCGGAGUGUGCAACAUGUCACGGGAAUCUAGCUUCAUGUCACGGCCAUUUUGGGCACAUCAAACUUGCACUGCCAGUUUUUCAUGUGGGAUACUUCAAAGCAACAAUUCAAAUCUUACAGGCCAUUUGUAAGAGUUGUGCUGCUGUUCUUUUGAGCGAAGAAGACAAAAGACAGUUCCUAUCAGAGCUGCGUCGGCCCGGCAUUGACAACCUUAGAAGAAUGGCCGUGCUUAAGAAAGUGCUAGAUCAGUGUAAAAAGCAGCGUCGAUGCUUGAAGUGUGGUGCUUUGAACGGUGUCGUAAAGAAAGCGGCAGCAGGUUCAGGAUCUGCGUCUCUGAAGAUCAUCCACGACACCUUCCGUUGGGUAGGUAAGAAGUCCGCGCCAGAGAAGGAUAAAUGGUUAGGUGAUUGGAAACAAGUAUUAACGCAUAAUCCCGAACUUGAGAGAUACGUAAAACGGUGCAUGGACGACUUGAACCCAUUAAAAACGCUCAAUUUAUUCAAACAGAUUGCUCCUGGAGAUUGCGAGUUGUUGGGUAUAGAUAGCACCUUGAAAUCAGGAAGGCCAGAAACCUAUAUCUGGAGAUACCUUCCUGCACCACCCGUUUGCAUCCGCCCCUCGGUUAUGAUGCAAGAUUCUCCCGCCUCUAACGAAGACGAUCUGACAGUGAAGCUGACCGAAAUUGUCUGGACGUCGUCUUUGAUUAAAGCAGGUCUUGAAAAAGGUAUUUCUAUCAACAACAUGAUGGAGCAAUGGGAUUAUUUACAGUUGGCCGUUGCUAUGUAUAUUAACUCAGAUUCCGUGAAUCCAGCAAUGAUGCCGGGUGCUUCUGGAGCUAAAACCAAGCCAAUUAGAGGUUUUUGUCAAAGAUUAAAGGGUAAGCAGGGUAGAUUUAGAGGUAAUUUGUCGGGUAAGCGUGUAGACUUUUCAGGUAGAACGGUUAUUUCACCUGACCCUAACCUAUCCAUUGAUGAAGUGGCGGUUCCCGAUCGUGUUGCUAAAGUUUUGACUUAUCCGGAAAAGGUCACUCGUUAUAAUAAGCGCAAGUUGCAAGAAUUGAUUAUUAAUGGUCCAAAUGUACAUCCUGGUGCCAAUUAUUUACUUAAGAAGAAUGAGGACGCUAGAAGAAAUCUUCGUUACGGUGAUAGAAUGAAGCUUGCUAAAAAUCUGCAGUAUGGUGAUGUUGUGGAGAGACAUAUUGAGGAUGGUGAUGUUGUUCUAUUCAAUAGACAACCUUCUCUUCACAGAUUAUCAAUCUUAUCGCAUUAUGCCAAGAUUAGACCUUGGAGAACUUUCAGAUUAAAUGAGUGUGUGUGUACGCCAUACAAUGCUGAUUUUGAUGGUGAUGAAAUGAAUUUGCAUGUUCCGCAAACUGAAGAGGCUCGUGCGGAAGCCAUUAACCUUAUGGGUGUGAAAAAUAAUUUAUUAACUCCAAAAUCUGGUGAGCCGAUUAUUGCAGCAACUCAAGAUUUCAUUACAGGGUCUUAUUUGAUCUCUCAUAAAGACUCGUUUUUUGACAGAGCGCAAUUAACCCAACUCCUUUCUAUGAUGUCUGAUGGUAAUUUGCAAUUUGACUUGCCUCCACCAACUGUGUUUAAGCCGCAUUUCUUAUGGACGGGUAAGCAGGUUUUCUCAUUAUUAAUUAGACCAAAUAAGCAGUCCCCCGUCAUUAUCAAUUUAGAUGCCAAGAACAAGGUUUUUAUCCCUCCCAAAGAUAAGAGUUUGCCAAGUGAAAUGUCUCAAAAUGAUGGUUUCGUUGUUAUUAGGGGUUCAAACAUUUUGAGUGGUGUAAUGGAUAAAUCAGUGUUAGGUGACGGUAAAAAACAUUCCGUUUUCUACACUAUAUUAAGAGACUUCGGUCCUCAAGAAGCAGCAAACGCUAUGAAUAGAAUGGCAAAACUCUGUGCAAGGUACUUGGGUAACCGUGGUUUUUCUAUCGGAAUUAAUGAUGUAACUCCAGGUACUGAGUUGAAGCAGAAAAAAGAAGAAAUGGUCGAAGAAGCUUACGCCAAGUGUGAUGAACUGAUCAAUUUAUUCAAUAGUGGUAAAUUGGAAACUCAACCGGGUUGUAAUGAAGAACAGACACUGGAAGCAAAAAUUGGUGGUCUAUUGUCGAAGGUGAGAGAAGAGGUUGGUGAAGUCUGUAUCAAAGAGUUAGACAACUUGAAUUCGUGUUUGAUCAUGGCCACUUGUGGUUCGAAAGGUUCGAAUCUUAACGUGUCUCAGAUGGUUGCAGUUGUCGGUCAGCAAAUUAUAUCUGGUAAUCGUGUGCCGGAUGGUUUCCAAGAUCGUUCCCUACCUCAUUUCCCAAAGAACUCCAAAACGCCUCAGUCUAAAGGUUUUGUGAGAAAUUCCUUCUUUACAGGGUUGUCACCACCAGAAUUUCUUUUCCAUGCAAUUUCAGGUCGUGAAGGUUUGGUCGAUACUGCUGUGAAAACUGCCGAAACCGGUUACAUGUCCCGUCGUUUGAUGAAAUCGCUAGAAGAUUUAUCUUGCCAAUACGACAAUACUGUCAGAACAUCUUCCAACGGUAUUGUCCAGUUUACAUAUGGUGGUGAUGGUUUAGAUCCUCUAGAUAUGGAAGGAAAUGCACAACCCGUGAAUUUCAACAGAUCUUGGGAUCACGCCAAUAAUAUCACUUUUAGUCAUGCAGAUGAAGCAUUACUGCCUUAUCAAAUAAUGCAACAAACCGACGAAAUUUUGAAGCCUUUAGAAUCCAAGUUGGUUCGGUAUGAUAACUUAGGCAACAAGCUGUCGAGUGAAAAUGAAAAUAAAAUAGAAUACAUUGACCAAUUUGACGCUGAAAGAAACUUCUACAAGUCAUUGAGAAAUUACAUGUAUGAGAAAGCAUCCGCUUUGGCCAAAAUAAGAGAGAAUAAGGGUCUUGAAGGAUUGUUAGACGAGCCUACUUUAGAUUUCCAAGCUAUCGGUGAACAUGAUGCCCUACAAGAAGCUGGUUUGACUGCUGUCGGACAGCUGUGUAAAAUUGGUCGCCGUCUAGUGGACAAAUUUUUAAGCAUUGCAAUUUUCAAAUAUCAUAAAGCCAAAGUAGAACCAGGUACCGCUGUUGGUGCUAUUGGUGCACAUUCUAUUGGUGAGCCCGGUACACAAAUGACUUUGAAAACUUUUCACUUUGCUGGUGUUGCCUCUAUGAACGUUACGCUUGGUGUUCCCCGUAUUAAAGAAAUUAUUAAUGCAUCUAAAGUCAUUUCAACUCCUAUUAUUAAUGCUGUCCUGGUGAACGACAACGAUGAAAGGGCAGCGCGUGUUGUUAAAGGUAGAAUUGAGAAAACCUUACUUUCGGAUGUUGCAUUUUACAUUCAAGAUGUUUACAAGGAUAAUUUAUCAUUUCUUCAAGUUAAAAUUGACCUAGGGACAAUUGAAAAGCUUCAACUGGAGCUAACUAUCGAAGAUAUUGCUGUUGCCAUUACCAGGGCUCCUAAGCUGAAGAUUGCUGCUUCUGACGUGAGUAUUAUCGGAAAAAACAAGAUUAACAUUAACGUUUAUCCAGAAGGGUCUAAACUGAAAUCGAUAUCGACUUCUGCAAAGGAACCACUUGAAAAUGAAAUUUUCUAUAAGAUGCAACAUUUACGUCGCUCUUUACCUAACAUUGUUGUCAAAGGUCUACCUGACAUUGCAAGAGCGGUUAUCAACAUUCGUGAUGAUGGCAGAAGAGAACUUCUUGUUGAAGGAUAUGGUCUCCGUGAUGUUAUGACCACGGAUGGUGUGAUAGGUUCACGUACCAAAACUAACCACAUUUUGGAAGUUUAUAGCGUUCUGGGUAUUGAGGCCGCUAGAACAAGUAUUGUUGGCGAAAUUGACUACACAAUGAGCAAUCACGGUAUGAGUGUCGACCCUCGUCACGUCCAAUUACUAGGUGAUGUCAUGACCUACAAAGGUGAAGUUUUGGGUAUUACACGUUUCGGUUUAAGUAAAAUGAGAGACUCUGUGUUGCAACUCGCAUCGUUUGAGAAGACGACCGAUCAUUUGUUUGAUGCGGCUUUCUACAUGAAGAAGGAUGCUGUCGAGGGGGUUUCAGAAUGUAUCAUUCUGGGUCAAACAAUGACUAUCGGGACAGGUGCUUUCAAGGUAGUCAAGGGAACAAAUAUUGCACCAGAGGAUUUAGAGCCAAAGCCCACUCUCUUUGAAAGCCUGUGCAGCUGCAACACUACGCUGAAAGUCAACUAG